UUUCAGUGUACCAUUUUAGACUUCAUUUAAAAAUGUAGUGGGAGGCACGCGGUCAUCCAACUCCUCAAAAUUCAAAAUCCCCUCAAUUCCACUUUCCCCUUUCUCAUGACUCAUGAGCCACCGCCACAACAAUGAGCCAUCACCACGGCACCACCACUCUAGCCCGGAGCCGGUGCUUAACCCUCUUGCGACACUGCACCAAAACAACUCAACUCAAACCAAUCCACGCGCUUCUAGUCACCCAAGGCCUCCAUGAAAACCUCUAUGUCAUCACCAAACUAAUAACCUCCCUUACCUCUGUUUCAACUAACCUCCACUACUCUUCCCUCCUCUUCAACCAACUCCAAAAUUCCAACUUAUUUAUCUACAACACUCUCAUUAAAGCCCACUCUAAAAGCCCCCACCCUCAAACUUCAUUCCAUUACUUCAACCUCCUCUUAAAGGAAGAAACUAUAACACCCAAUUGCCAAACCUUUAACUUUGUUCUUGUUGCUUGUGCAAAAACUAGUUCUUUGCUUUCAGGAAUGCAAAUCCAGAACUGGGUAUUUAAAAAUGGAAUGUUUUCAUCAGAUUCUUACGUUCAAACUGGGGUUAUAAGGCUUUAUGUUGAAGCCAGGCUGUGGGAUGAUGCUAGGAAAGUGUUUGAUGAAAUUGCUUAUGUUGAUGUUGUUAAGUGGAAUGUGCUUAUGAGUGGGUUAAUACGGUGUCGUUUAGGGGCUCAAGCUUUGAGUGUGUUUAAGGAAAUGUUGGUUUUUGGAGUCGAGCCUGAUGAGUUUUGUUUGACUACAGCUUUGACAGCUUGUGCACAAAGUGGGAGUCUUUGGGAAGGGAAAUGGAUUCACGAGUAUGUGAAAAAAAGGGAAAAUUAUUUGGAACUUGAUGUGUUUAUUGGAACAGCACUUGUUGAUAUGUAUGCAAAGUGUGGAUGUUUAGACUUGGCCGUGGAAGUUUUUGAAGGGAUGAGUAAGAGGAAUGUAUUUUCAUGGGCAGCUAUGAUUGGAGGUUUUGCUGUUCAUGGUCAUGCAAGGAAAGCUAUUCAUUGUUUGGGAAGGAUGCAAACUGAUGGAAUUAGGCCUGAUGGGGUUGUUCUUCUUGGGGUUUUAACCGCGUGCACGCAUGCAGGGUUGGUUGAGGAAGGUUUACUUUUGUUGAAUAACAUGGAAGGUCAAUAUAGGAUUGUUCCUAAACAUGAACAUUAUGGUUGUGUGGUGGACUCGCUUUGCAGGGUAGGUAAAUUUGAUGAAGCUCUAAAGCUCAUAAGAAGAAUGCCUAUGAAACCACUUGCUUCGGUGUGGGGUGCUUUGUUGAAUAGUUGUCGGAUUCAUAACAAUGUUGAGCUUGCCGAGCUUGCUGUUAAAGAGCUUCUAGAGCUGGAAGAUUGUGAUGUGGAUGAAGAAGACGCAGCUCUUGUGCAGUUAUCCAACAUUUACUUUGGUGCUCAGAAAAGUGAAGAUGGUCAUAGGGUCCGUAGGAUGAUUGGUGAUAGAGGGCUCAGGAAAGCACCAGGAUGCAGUAUGAUAGAGGUUGAUGGUAGGACAACCGAAUUUGUUUCUGGUGACGUAUCGCAUCCAAUCCAUUUUCAAAUACAUGCUUUACUGAAGCUACUCUUCCCUGGGGACCCUGACACCUUGUAGACAUUAUGGAUCAUAUACCUUGGCAGCAGUGUUUUCACAUUGCAAAUCCACACAAUAUUCUCUGUCAGUGUAACCUUCUAAGAAUCCUACUGCAGAUUCUUAUCUAGUGAGUUUGAGCAGUUGCUGAUCUAUAUCAUGAUCUACCAUCGAAUUUUAUCAAGAUGGUAACAGUCAUUCUUUACUACAAAGGGAGCCAGCUGCGGAAAUUUAUAUUUCUCCAAUUGAGAAAGCAACCAUUUCUUGCUCAUAUGUAUGGAACAAUGAAACAUCACUAGCAUUUUCUUUUAACAAUUAAUUUCUUGUUUGAUUUCUAACAUUUUUGCACUGAUUUAUUUUGAAGUACCACUUCCCCAAGCUAUUUGUUCAAUGUUUUCUUUCUUACCCCAUAAAUUGGGCGAUGCUGUGGCCAUACUUUAUUCUUAUCAGAAGUUGCAGGUAAGGACCUGUAGUGUGCUCUGAUAUCUUCAUUAGAAAAUUUUGGCAUUGCCAGUAAUUACCUUAGUUACAAAUGACAGCAAAACUUGGAGAACAAACUGAAACGGAAUCCUCUGAAUUCAUCUUCCGAUGAACAACAUCAAGGCUGCUUCACUGUUCCAGGAGCAUACGCUGCUAGUAAUGGGUCCAGAAAGGCUGCAAGAAGUGGGAACCUAUCUCACAUUAGAGAAAAUGGAAAAGAUGGUUCACUCAUUUGUAAUGCCAGCAGAUGACUUCCCUCCUCCAAAAGUGCAUCAGUGCUCAAGAAUCUAGUAAACCUUUGACCUUUCCAUAAGAAUGAUGCUCAUACCAAUGGAAAGUAACAAGUUCUUUCUCCAUUUCCCUUCUUUUUACCAUUCUUCCGUUGUGUCAUAGUUGCAUCUUUCUAUUUGUUUACCUGUGAUUAAUAUAACAGAUAUUGAGUGAAAAUCCUUUGAGCUUUUAUGAGUUCUCACAAUCUUGGAGUGAAAAUCCUACUUUUUACCAAAAAUAUUUGUAUAAAUGGCCCCUUCCCAAGUAGUCUGCAUGACUUUCCCAUGAUGCUUUACUUGCUUUUAAUGGUGCAAAAGAAAAAGAGAAAGGGAAACUUCAUUUUGGGAGUCAUUGCUUUUAUCCUUUUCAUGAAUGAUUGAGGAUUAUAAUUUGGCCAAUAUUAUAGUCUACUGUCAGAUCUUUUAGAAUUGGUAUUUCCUUAUCUAGCUUUUUGAUUUCAUGUCAAUUUGAUG
Durio zibethinus is the source of this 2833-nucleotide messenger RNA. The record is from RefSeq and is a predicted model, not a curated record. NCBI's taxonomy places the organism in Eukaryota, Viridiplantae, Streptophyta, Magnoliopsida, Malvales, Malvaceae.